Messenger RNA from Stegodyphus dumicola, 4800 nucleotides. RefSeq names its product multidrug resistance-associated protein 1-like. Gene Ontology annotation, biological process: transmembrane transport. Gene Ontology annotation, cellular component: membrane. The record is from RefSeq and is a predicted model, not a curated record. Gene Ontology annotation, molecular function: ATP hydrolysis activity; ATP binding; ABC-type transporter activity. Lineage: Eukaryota; Metazoa; Arthropoda; Arachnida; Araneae; Eresidae.
UUCCUCGGAAGAAACAAGUCUCAGUCGAGAAGAAAUCAUGUACGUCCUGCAGCUACGAGUAGUUUAAUGUUGUAACUUAUAUAUUUUUUCUACCUGGGAUCCAAGACAAAGGAAAUGGAUGCACCAACGAGAGUUUUAUGCGAGUCAUUGUUUUGGGAUUGGGAUUCCUUUUGGAACACAUCUACGCCUCGAGUGACGAAUUGCUUCAGACAUCUGGUACUGAUCCUCUUGCCAUGUCUUUUCCUUUGGUUGGCAUGUUUUUUCAAGAUAAUUUGGAACAGGGGAAGAGAAGCCACAAAGUCUGCUCCAAGUCCCUGGACAGUUCUUGCUGUCUGCAAACUAGCUCUAAGCUGCGUUCUGAUUUUAAGUACCGCGGCCGAAGGCAUACUUUUACUUUCAAGCAAAUCUUUGCUCAUACGUCCUGUUCCCAGGGUCAACUACAUUUCUGUUUCUGUUCGCCUUGGAACGUUCGUUUUGGCAUUAUUUCUUCAGUUGCAGCAACGACGUCAAGGCAAGCUAAAUUCUUAUAUCUUGGCCACUUUCUGGAGUUUGUAUGCCAUCUGUGAUGCUUUAGGAUCACCUUUGCUUUAUGUAGUAAUGCAGAUGGAUCUGGGUGAAUGGGUGGAUCCAAACCUAUUCAUUUUAGAAACCAUUUCGUAUAGUAUGAUUCUGGCAGAAGCUGUACUGUCAUUCUUCACCGAUCCCCACUACAGUUAUUUCUGGGAUCCAAAGAUAGAUGACUAUGUUAUAGAACAUCAGCCUAUAUUUUCUCGACUACUAUUUUGGUGGAUAAACAGGACUGUUUGUUAUGGAUAUCGAAACACUCUUGACGUUAAGGACCUAGACCUCCUGGAUCCAAAAAUGAGAACUGCAAACAUGCACAAACGUUUCCAUGCGUCUUGGAUAACAGAAGACGCUAAAGCUAAAACUAGUCUAAAUAGUUCACAACCAUCGAAAGUUCUUACUGCUUGCCGAAGAGGUCCGUCUCUUCUCAAAGCUAUCACAAAAGCUCUUUGGCCAUGGUUGCUGGCAGCUGGAAUUCUGGAACUGGCAUUCGAUUUUGUAUCUCUGAUGCCUCCUAUCAUACUAGAUUGGCUACUCUCUUUCAUGGAUAAUAAUGAACCUUCAUGGCAUGGAUAUGUGUAUGCUAUUCUUCUGUUCGUAACAGCUGCCCUUUCCACUCUGCUCAUAUUGCACAAUCAAAAUUUUUUGAUCUAUGCUUCAAUUAUACCUCGUUCGGGGCUCGGUGCUGCCAUCUAUCGGAAAGUUUUGCGCUUGACCAACGGUUCGAGGAGGAAUUACAGUUUGGGAGAACUCUGCAACCUGGUUUCUGUGGAUAUUCAACGGAUAGUAGAGCUUGUAUGGUCUGUGAAUUCAGUGUGGAGUUGUCCUUUGAGAAUGGCUCUCAUCAUAACUCUUCUCUGGCAAUACCUGGGCAUCGCUUGUUUAGCAGGUAUUUCUGUCAUGCUGCUUAUUAUGCCUAUAACGGGAAAGUUGGCCUCGAUAACACACAAACUUCAGAAAGCACAGAUGCAAUGCAAAGACUUAAGACUGAGACAAAUGAAUGAAAUUCUCAAUGGAAUUAAGGUAUUAAAAUUAUAUGCCUGGGAAUAUCCGUUCAUGGAGGAAAUAGGAGUUAUCAGAAAAGGAGAAGCUGUGCUUAUCAAAAAACUGGCUUUCGUCAAUGGUUGCGUCUUGUUUCUUUGGCUUUCUGCUCCAUUUCUGAUCGCCAUCAGCAGUUUCGUAGCUUUCGUUUUGAUAGACGAAAAGAACAGACUUGAUCCUAGCAUAGCUUUUGUAUCCUUGACACUCUUCAACAAACUCCGCAGUACUACCUCUACCAUACCACAAGUCGUCGCAGAGCUAAUCCAGAGUCGCAUAGCUUUUAGAAGAAUCACAAGUUACCUUCUCGCUCAAGAAUUCAAACAAGACGUCGUAGUGGGAGACACUGCUGUGGGAAAUUCCGUAGAGAUCGACGGCAGUUUCAGCUGGGCCAAUGAAGAGCCUCCUUUCCUGUGUGACGUCACUCUCUCCGUAGGCCGUGGAAGUCUGACUGCUGUGGUGGGGCGCGUAGGUUCCGGCAAAAGCGCCCUCUUUUCCGUUAUACUUGGAGAGAUGCAUUCCACUGGCGGAGCAGUAAGAAUAAGAAAGGGAAAUCGCUUGGCGUAUGUGCCCCAGCAGGCCUGGAUACAAAACAGUACAGUGCGCCAGAAUAUACUUUUUGUGCGACAGAUGGAGAAGAAGCGAUACAAUGAUGCACUCGACAGGUGUUGCCUUAGACCCGACCACAAGGAUUUACCUGGAGGAGAUCUCACUGAAAUUGGGGAAAAGGGUGUCAAUCUGAGCGGUGGCCAAAAGCAAAGAGUCAGCCUGGCUCGAGCUAUAUACCAGGAUGCAGAUAUUUAUUUGCUAGAUGAUCCUCUGAGCGCAGUAGAUGCACAUGUGGGAGCUAAAAUUUUUAAAAAUGUCUUGGGACCACAAGGAAUACUGAAAAACAAAACUCGCAUUCUCGUUACUCACGAUUUGUCCAUAUUACACGAAGCAGACGCCAUCAUCCUUAUGUCCGAUGGUAAAGUAGUAGAAUCUGGAACUUACAAGGAUCUACUCGAACAAAAAGGCGAAUUCGCACGUCUGAUUGAGGAGCAUUGUAGAGAACAGAUGGAUAGUGAUUCAGAUAAUGAUAAAGACCGCAAGAACAGCCCUUGCGAUGUUCUUGAAUCAGAAAGUUCUGAUCCCACAAAACUGACUGCAGAAGAGCUAAAGAAACAGAUGAAAAAAGCCGGUCGUCGCCUUUCCAGAACACUUUCUCGGAGCUUAUCUGUUGAAGAACGUAAAUCUAAACAAGUUCGAUUCAUCGAACGCGAGAAGAUCGAAGUCGGAAGAGUGAAAGCUGGUGUAUUUUGGUCUUACUUCCGUAAAGCUACAUUGCCACUCAUUUUUCUGGUAGUAUUCGGUUUCAGCCUGUUUCAAGGCUUUGAAAUCGGUUCGAAUGUCUGGCUGAGCUUAUGGAGCAACGACCAACUACUUGCCGAUGGAUCACAGGACACACAACUGAGAAAUUUAAGAAUAGGAGUGUAUGGAGCUUUAGGAUUAGCAGGAGGUUUAUGCAUUUUAUUGGCGACUUUCGUGUUGGCAGCUGCAGCUACGAAAGCAUCCAUUCGUCUGCAUCAGGAUAUGUUGUGGAGCAUUAUGCGUUCUCCUAUGUUCUUCUUCGACACCACACCUUUGGGCAGGAUUUUAAACAGAUUUGGAAAAGAUAUCAACACAGUCGACACCAGUAUUCCCGCCAAAUUCAACAGCUCCAUAACUGUGAUUCUCGCAAUCAUUGGUUCACUGGUUGUGAUUUCCGCUAAUUUUCCUCUCUUUCUUCUUAGCAUGGUACCUUUGACUAUCGUAUAUAUUUUCAUUCAGUUUUUCUACAUGGCUACUUCACGGCAGCUUCGUAGACUCCAAGCUACGACACUUUCUCCAGUGCUGAGUUGUUUUUCAGAAACUGCUCAAGGGACUAGCACAAUCAAAGCUUUUGGGGCCCAGUUCCAUUACAUCGAUAAGCAGGAAAGACUGAUCGAUGAUAACUGCAGAGUUUUUCUAAAUUAUACAUUCGUUAAUAGAUGGCUCGCAAUUCGAUUGCAAUUCCUCGGAGCUGCUAUUGUUUUCAUUGUAGCUUUGUUGUCGGUUCUGGAGAGAAAUGUUUUAGCUGCAGCUGUUGUAGGCCUGAUGCUGUCGUAUGCACUAAAUGUAACAGACAAUUUAACCCAGAUGGUUAGAAUACUAACUCAACUCGAGAACUGCAUGGUGUCGGUGGAAAGGAUCAACGAAUAUUCCGAACUUCCUCCAGAGGCAUCUUGGAAAACAGACUCCUGUUUGCUAUCUUUAGAUGAGUGGCCAAGACACGGAGCUGUUUCUUUCCGAGAAUACAAAAUGAGAUAUAGACCAGGAACGGAUCUAGUCCUGAAAGGAAUCACUGCAGAAAUUACUCCUGGUGAGAAAGUAGGAGUAGUGGGACGAACAGGAGUUGGAAAGAGCUCUUUGGCACUUGCUUUAUUGCGCAUCGUAGAAGCAGAUUCUGGACGUAUCCUCAUCGACGGAAUCGAUAUUGGAAUGCUUGGGUUGCACGAUCUACGAUCGAAGAUUACAGUAAUACCACAGGAACCUGUUGUGUUCAGUGGCAGCUUAAGAAUGAACCUGGAUCCAUUGCAGCAGCAUACAGAUAAGGAUUUGUGGACUGCACUUGAACAUGCGCAUCUGAAAAAUUUUGUGAAGGCACUGCAUAAUGGACUUGGGUAUCAAGUGUCUGAGAGAGGUGAAAAUUUGAGUGUUGGUCAGAGGCAGCAAAUAUGCUUGGCCCGAGCCUUGCUGAAGAAAACGAAGAUUCUUGUUCUGGACGAAGCAACAGCUUCGGUAGACCUCGAAACAGAUAAACUCAUCCAGGCCACUAUACGCAAAGAAUUCCGGAAUAGUACUGUCAUCACAAUAGCACAUAGAUUGCAUACUGUUCUGGAUUAUGACAGGAUUCUAGUAAUGGAUGAUGGAAGAAUAGUGGAAGAUGGAGAUCCGGACAAACUUUUACAAAAACAGGAUUCUCUAUUUUAUGAACUAGGCAAAGCAGCCGGUUUACUGUGAUUUAUUAUUAAAUAUUGCAUUGCAUCAUCUAGAGGAGAAAAGUGAGACUUAUGAUAGUAUGCAACCAUAUCUCAUAAAAUAUUAUCAUCAAAGAAACGCAGCUCCUGUAGGUAAUAUAACACGUUGCACAACAAUUCAAAGGUGUCGUCAAAUAAAAUUUAUCAUUUUUAUGUAUUA